Lodderomyces oxycetoniae is the source of this 543-nucleotide messenger RNA. RefSeq lists its product as uncharacterized. The transcript has a single exon. The record is from RefSeq and is a predicted model, not a curated record. Bases 1 to 543 code for a protein of 180 amino acids. Lineage: Eukaryota; Fungi; Ascomycota; Pichiomycetes; Serinales; Debaryomycetaceae.
AUGCAAUACAAUCCAAGAACAAAAUUAUGGACGGAAAUAGUUAAACAAGACCCGCAAGCACAAACUAUAACGCGUAAAUUGGAUCGGUGGGUAGCAAUAUCCUCGUGCUUGGAAUCGAUACAUGGAAGUGGUGGAUACUUGAGUCGCUACGUUAUAUUCUACAUUCAUGCAACUGUGGAAAACCAAAUUGGUGUAGCAUCAGGAUUACCACCAGUUUUCUAUUAUUUGACAGGCGGAUUGAAUGUCUCAUUAGGUAUUAAAGCAGGAAUGUCGAAAUUACUCACAUUGCUUUUUAGCUGUGCUAUUAAUCCUGGGGAAAUAGCUCAAUUCCUUAUCAGACCAAAAUAUGUCCUUAUACCAAAUAUGAAAACGAUAAUGUAUAAAUUCAAGGGGAAGAAAUUGCACAAGGUUAGAGUCGAGUAUAUAAAACUGUUUAAAAUGUUGAGCAUUGACACUCCUGAGCAUCAAUGUUGGGUUUCCAGAAAUAUUGCAGAUUUGCAAUGUUCUGCACAGAUUAGUGAGGAUGUUCAUAUUGAGCUUUGA